Molecule: messenger RNA, 567 nt
Organism: Didymodactylos carnosus
Lineage: Eukaryota; Metazoa; Rotifera; Eurotatoria; Philodinida; Philodinidae
Source: the annotation of a GenBank genome assembly
AUGAUAUGUUUACAUGAAUCAACAACAUCAGACGAUGACCUUUCAUGGCAUAGAAAGUGCUUAGAAUUAAAAUAUUCUAAACAUCUAAUCGAUGACGCCAUCGAACAGGGUUCAAAACAAAAGUGUAAGAAGUGUGGUUUAGCUGGUGUAAAGGAUAAUGCUUGUACUCAUAUGGUAUGUGAGGUGUGUGCUGAACUAUGGUGUUACAUUUGUGGUCAGAGCGAAGAAGAUUGUGACGGAGAUGAGGGGACACUUAGUUCACAUAAUAUUGAUUGGCAAACAAAUUCUAAGCGCUGUCCAAUGUAUUUUAAUAAUAUACAUGAAGUUGAUAAUCGUUGGCCAGAUGAUGACUCUGAUUGUUUAGAGUAUUUUCAUCGAUAUCGUACACUUUCUUUAUUACACAAUGUCUAUGAACAACUGGGUGAAUAUGCAAUUGAAGAAUUGAAUGAACAUUUUCAUUCGAUUGAUUCAUGUGGUUAUUCAAUGAGUGAAAUAAAAGAAUUUGAAAACUCAGUAUUAAUUGAUUAUGAAAAUCAGCAUUUGAAACCAAAUGACGAUAACUAUUAA